AUGACUUCUUCAUCCGCACCCGAGUCGAUUUUGACGUUUUAUGAUAUCGCACUUGCACCGCCAGUGAUAGAAAACGCAGCCUCUCCCAACCCUUGGAAGUCUAGAUACGCCCUCAACUUCAAGAAAAUCCCUUAUAAGACAACUUGGGUCCCCCUACCUGAUGUCAGCGCCGUUAGAGCCCCUCUUAACAUCCCAGCCUCGCGCACAUUCGCCGAUGGAUCCCCAUAUCACACACUCCCUAUGCUCUCUGACCCAGCGACUGGCCAAAUAGUAGGAGAUUCUUUUGAGAUCGCCGUGUAUCUUCAGCGCCAGUACCCGUCAUCAGGAGGGGACCUGUUCCCAAAGCAAGAUCUGUCUUUCGCCUACAAGGAGGGCCCAGUUUUGUUUGCGCCCAUCGCGGAGUCGAAGGUGGAUGAGACCAUGCAGGCAUAUGUCAAAUUUAACACCAACGUUGACGCUGCAUUUACCGCACAUGUACCACUCAUGGUACACGGAUUACCUUUUGAUCCAGCCACAGCCGAUCAGUCAAAGGCCGAGUUCUCACGGAGAGCAGGGAUCCCAUGGGAGGACUUGUCGGUUAAGGGGGACAAGAAAGACGAGAUGCUCAAGUCGUAUGAGCAGGCCCUCACUGGACUGGCAGAGAUGUACAGAAGAGACACCACCGGACCGUUUCUGCUGGGAAAUAGGCCAUCUUAUGCAGAUUUCAUCGUUGGAGGAUGGUUGAGAAUGAGCCGAGCGACGCUGCCUAGGAUAGAGUGGGAGGCUUUGGAGAACUGGCACGACGGCAUCUUCGGGCAGCUGCACCAGGCGCUCAAGGCAUACGCACAGAUAGACUAG
Nannizzia gypsea CBS 118893 is the source of this 837-nucleotide messenger RNA. RefSeq lists its product as hypothetical. The transcript has a single exon. The record is from RefSeq and is a predicted model, not a curated record. The coding region runs from base 1 to 837 and encodes 278 amino acids. Lineage: Eukaryota; Fungi; Ascomycota; Eurotiomycetes; Onygenales; Arthrodermataceae.